Messenger RNA from Carassius gibelio (silver crucian carp), 1206 nucleotides. RefSeq names its product E3 ubiquitin-protein ligase RNF170-like. The coding region runs from base 239 to 1006 and encodes 255 amino acids. The record is from RefSeq and is a predicted model, not a curated record. The transcript has 8 exons. Gene Ontology annotation, molecular function: ubiquitin protein ligase activity. NCBI's taxonomy places the organism in Eukaryota, Metazoa, Chordata, Actinopteri, Cypriniformes, Cyprinidae.
AAGAAGAAGAAGAAGAAGAAGGAGGCGGAGGAGGCGGAACUGAGUCAACAGAGCAAACACACGAAACACACAGACAUUAAUCUCUGCGAGUCUGAAACUGUGCUGUUUAUCUCAUUGUGAUGCGUCCCGCUGAAUGAGUGUGUGUGUGUGAUCCCGGGCUGAAGGAGUGUGUGUGUGUGAUCCCGGGCUGAAGGAGUGUGUGUGUGUGAUCCCGGGCUGGAGGACAUGAGCAGCAGUGAUGGCUCCGGACGAGGACUCUCUGAUUGAAGGAGUGAGUGACUCUGUCCUGCUCGUGCUGGUGCUCAGUGGCUCCUUUCUGCUCGGUCUGGCCACGCUGCUCUGCAGGAAUGAGCAGCAGAGGAUUCACCCGGAGAAUCAGGAGCAGGUGCGUGUGGUCCGAGAGCAGCUUCAGUCAGAACAGGGGACGUCUCCGGAGCCCAGGCAUCAGUUCUACUCGGACAUGUCGUGUCCCGUGUGUCUGCAGCAGGCCGUUCUGCCCGUGGAGACCAACUGUGGUCAUCUGUUCUGCGGGCCGUGCAUCAUGGCCUACUGGCGCUACGGGACGUGGCUCGGUGCCAUCAGCUGCCCCAUCUGCAGACAGACGGUGACCCUGCUGUUCCCGCUCUUCCAUGACACGGAGCACAGCGCUCCGACUCAGGACGGACAGGUCGAACCCGCACAGAUCCUCAGAGACAUCCACGACUACAACCGGCGCUUCUCCGGACAGCCGCGCUCCCUGCUGGACCGUCUGCUGGACGUCCCCACGCUGCUGCGGCACGCCUUCAGAGAGAUGUUCUCCGUCGGGGGUCUGUUCUGGAUGUUCCGGAUCCGGAUCCUGCUGUGUGUGCUGGGAGCGCUGACGUACCUGGCGUCGCCGCUGGACUUCAUCCCCGAGGGAGUGGUGGGGCUGCUGGGCUUCAUGGACGACUUCUUCGUCAUCCUGCUGCUCUUCAUCUACAUCUCCAUCAUGUACCGCGAGGUGGUGACGCAGCGGCUGGCCACAUGAGCGUCUGAUCUGUGCUGAAGACUCAGACCUGUCCUGUUCUGAGCUCCGCGCAGGGUGAAGAGCAACACACACACACACACACACACUAUUACAGACGUGUUUAAUAUGACACAACUGAAACAUGAUAAACGCUUGUCGUCUCACACGUUUUCUCUUCAGAUGGUGUCAUUCAAACAUUAAAGAAAGAUUCUAUGAGUUCA